Molecule: messenger RNA, 2248 nt
Organism: Morone saxatilis (striped sea-bass)
Lineage: Eukaryota; Metazoa; Chordata; Actinopteri; Moronidae
Gene: slc18b1
Product: solute carrier family 18 member B1
Exons: 14
Coding region: 195-1541 (448 amino acids)
Biological process (GO): transmembrane transport
Molecular function (GO): transmembrane transporter activity
Source: RefSeq, a predicted model, not a curated record
GUGUGUGCGGGGUUUGACGCGGAAAUACUCUGAGUGAUCGCGUGUUUUCUCACAGACUGGUUUAUUGUGGCUGAACAGUCAGGAGCUGGUUGUCUGUCUGCUGCUGAUGUUUUGCAGAUUCGUCCUCUCCUCGUUAUGUUACCGUCUCAAUUUAUGUCCUGAAUAUUUGGAUACGAGACCUUAAAAAAUAAAAAAUGGACCCACAGGAGGAUCCACAGCAAGCAGAUAACAGCGCUGCAGCUGAAUCAACAGAUCCUCCCCCGAGGAUGACAAGACAGCAGAUUCUCACCUUAAUAUCAAUGGCAUCUGUCAACUUCAGUUCAAUGAUCUGCUACUCAAUAUUAGGCCCAUUUUUCCCCGAUGAGGCAGUGAAGAAGGGAGCCAGUCAGACUGUCAUUGGUCUCAUAUUUGGCUGCUACGCUGUCUGCAAUUUAAUUGGUUCAUUGAUACUGGGAAAAUAUAUUGUCCAAAUCGGUGCAAAGUUGAUGCUUGUUACAGGGCUUUUUGUCUCAUCAGGCUGCACCAUUCUGUUUGGACUACUCAAUCGGGUUCCUGCAGGACCCGCUUUUAUUAGUCUUUGCUUUGUAGUGAGGUCCAUCGACGCGGUGGGCUUUGCUGCUGCGAUGACCUCCUCUUUUGCCAUGACAGCAAAAAUAUUCCCAAACAAUGUGGCAACUGUUUUGGGUAGUCUGGAGAUUUUCACAGGACUUGGUCUUAUUCUGGGGCCCCCGGUGGGAGGGUGGUUCUACCAGUCAUUUGGAUAUGAAGUCCCUUUUAUGCUUCUUGGAUGUUUUCUGUUGAUUAUGGUUCCUUUCAACAUAUACGUCUUGCCAAAAAUUGACGCAGAUCCCUCGAAGGAUUCAUUUAUUCGACUUCUCACCAAAGUGAAAAUAGUCCUGAUCUGCUAUGUGAUAUUCACUCUUAGUGCAGGUCUGGGCUUCUUGGAUGCCACGUUGUCCCUGUUUGCUAUUAACACGUUUGGUCUCUCGACUGGCUACGUGGGACUCAUCAUGCUUGGUUUGUCGUUACCAUACUGUCUGGCAUCACCGCUGAUCGGGUAUUUUACUGAUAAAUAUCCUGCCACCAGGAGUUGGUUCAUGGUGACAGGCGGUACUGCCACAGCACUUGGCUUCUGUCUGCUGGGUCCUGUCCCUUUCCUUCACAUUCCGAGUCAGCUGUGGUUGCUGAUCAUCAUGCUUGGUGUAAUUGGGUUUUCUCUUGGCAUGACUGCAAUCCCCACGUUCCCUGAGAUCAUCACAUGUGCAUAUGAACAAGGGUAUGAAGAGGGACUAAGCACUCUUGGAAUGGUGUCUGGGCUGUUUGGGGCAGUUUGGUCCCUGGGGAUGUUUUAUGGCCCAGUAGUGGGGGGCCUUAUCACACAACAUCUGAGCUUUGAGUGGGCUGCUGCUAUUCAAGGAGGCUUGGCGUUUUUUGCUGCCUUUCUCCUCGGUGUGCACUAUCUCUUUCAACGCCCGCAACAACAAAGCGUUCGAGAAGAUAGUCGACCAACAGAUGAAAGCACUCAUCUCCUGACAGAAUGAACCCCUCAGCAACAAGUGGAAGGACGCCAUAUUGAACAAAACAUAUUCUCAAAGUUUCAGCUACUUUAGAGAAACAGCCUAAAAUAAUUAUUAAUUGCUUUUUAACGUUUUAAAUUAUACAUUUUUUAUGUUCUAAUGAUUUUUACUUGGGUCGUGGAAACAUUUUUUGCAAAUUUCCAUGUAAUAGUAUUGCUAUAUUUUUAUGAAAUGUUUUAAAAGUGUGUUUGUAGUAGGUGCUGCCCAACACCUUAAGAACAACAGUACAGCUGUAAUUAAUUAAGUUGGUACACUAAGACUUAAAUUUAAUUCUGUGCAGUAACUACAUGCUGCACUAUUGAUGAAUGUAACAUGAAUGAAUCUAGUGUAACACUGGAAAUCACAGAGCAUUCAAAUUCCAGAUCACAAACUAAAUGUGCCUUUUGUUCUGUUGUAUUAAUAAUCGUAUUUUUCUACAUCACAUGAGUUGGAUUUCAUGUUGACGUGACACAAGUCAAAAGCUGCUGACCACAUUUGUAAUAAUAUGAAGGAAAAAACAUGUUAAGUGUAAUGCAGGCCAUAGUGUAUCUCUUAGAAAAUAUGGUACAAUUAUGUAACUGGGUGCAUUGUCAUAUUUCACUGAUUUUGUAUGUUGUGCCUUCUUUUCUGACAGAACAAUUGUAAUAUUUUUGCACUGAUUUGAAUAAAAACAAUAAAUGUGUAAAUGAAAA